AUGGACCCCCAAGAAGCAUUGUACUUAUACACAGGUCCAUGCACGAAUCAGUAUUAUAAUAAAUUCUUUAAUCCGAAUCUUUGUCACGUGUGUAAGCGAAGUAAAGCGACUACAGGAGGCAACAGCGAGUUGCUACCGUGUGAAAACUGCCGCAUGAUUUUCUACUGCAGCGAAGAACAUAGAAGUCAGCACUGUAUUGAUCACUACGAUAUCUGCUUGUCUAUAUGCGAAAACUUGUCAAAAGAGUGCAACCAAGUGCCCUACCGUGUUGAUCUAUUCGUCUGGAUCUCGGCGAAGAGAAAGUUGAUGGAGCUCGUCAGGUCGAGUUUGAAGCGUAAACUGCAGCCGGACGAGGAACAGAUGCUCAUGUGCCGAAAGUCAUGUUUUAUUUGUCACAGACGGGACGGACUACAACACUGCACAAAAUGCUACGGCAGCUGCUACUGUGAUGAACACGCUGCGGUAUUUCGGCAACUGCACCACGACGCUAACUGCAAAGAGCUAUUGCUGAUGCUCAACUUGGAUAUCGUAACUAUGGAGCCCUCCGCAACUAUAUCAAAUCGGGUCAUUGCUCCUAACUUUCCUGAUCCCGCCAUACCAUGCUUCGACACUGUUUCAUUUAUUUUGGGAUACGUGCCAUGCGAGAGAAAAACAUGGGGGAUGCAUAAGCUGUGGACUAAUUCAGAUUUCAUCUUUAGCGAUUAUAUAUCGGGACCGUUGACACUCUAUUACGGGAUACAGAUGGCAAACUUAAUGCAUCUACUUGUGAAGAGCAAUUUCAUCGUCCAUGUUAUAGCCGCAAACGCUGUGGACAGAGACGGCCUGUCAGCUUGGGAAUUGUUGUUGCAUCUCUCGCAUAAUAUAAAAAGAAUAACUGUUAUAUUGAUAGGACCGGAAUUAUCGUUCACUUGCGUUCAACAUGGCAUAUGUAAAGCUUGCAACGCACGUGGACAGGUUUUUUACUACGAAUGCCAUUCCUUGCCCUACCACAAAUAUAUGUCCUGUCAGUUACAUCAUCGGCCAGAUGUGAUUAUAGGAUUUCAAGCAAACCUUAAUGCGACUCUUGAUAAUAGAGCAACAUGGGACGAAUCUUUAUUAGCAUUAAAGACUCAAAAUUGCCCGUUAUUCCUAACUAUGCGUGAUGCAGAUAAAGCGAGAGAAGAUUCGCAUAGGAUACAAGAUAUUUUGAGUACAGCGGUAAAACCUAUUUUUAGUAUCGAAAAUAUAUUCAGAGCUUUUAGACCAUAUAGAAACUUUGAUACUGAUUUUGUGUUUUAUCGUAAUGUUUGGCUCAUUUAUUACAAGAACUUACAUGAUCCAGGCGAGCAAAAAGAUAAAAAAGAGGGGAAUGGUAUGCUUGAAAAAUUAAGAAAUGUUAAAUCCCGUCUAUGA
Messenger RNA from Dinoponera quadriceps, 1392 nucleotides. RefSeq lists its product as uncharacterized. The record is from RefSeq and is a predicted model, not a curated record. Gene Ontology annotation, cellular component: extrinsic component of mitochondrial inner membrane. The transcript has a single exon. Bases 1 to 1392 code for a protein of 463 amino acids. NCBI's taxonomy places the organism in Eukaryota, Metazoa, Arthropoda, Insecta, Hymenoptera, Formicidae.